Aspergillus calidoustus is the source of this 1017-nucleotide messenger RNA. Lineage: Eukaryota; Fungi; Ascomycota; Eurotiomycetes; Eurotiales; Aspergillaceae. The record is from the annotation of a GenBank genome assembly.
AUGAGCUUCGAUCACACAAAUGACCCAGGCCCAGCCCUGUCCCGGGGAAUGUGGGCGGCGGUCGCCAUUGCUGCCGUGAUUCUCGCUCUCCGCGUUUUUGCGAAGGUCAAGCUGCGCCAGUUUCGCUUGGACGAUGUCUUGAUGAUCGUGGCAUGGGCCAUGACUCUUGCAGCCAUGGUGCUGCUGCAGCAGUCCACCGACCACGGUUUCGGUACCGACCUAAGAAAACUCGAAGACGACGAUCUGAAAGUCGUACUCAAGUCGAUCGCUAUUGAAGUGCCGCUUCGCAACUACCAGAUCGCACUAUGGACGGUGAUGCUGCUACAACUUGCUGGGAACAUUGUGUCGGCCGUUCUUCCGCUGAGCAUCUGUCGCAACCCGAGGGUCUUGUGGGAUAAGACCGUCCAUACAACAUGCGGCGAUAGUGAAGCCGUGAUCAAGUUUGCCUAUUUCUCCUCUGCUGUCAAUACUGCUGCGGAUUUCUUCCUUGCUGUAUUCCCCACGAUCAUCUUCUGGAACCUUAACCUGAGACUACGAAUCAAGCUCAGUCUGAUCACUCUGAUGAGUCUCGGUCUACUUGCUAUGAUUGCAUCUAUUAUCAAGACUACCAAAUACGGCGACAUUCCCGGAAUCACCAACCUGGGCUCUCACGGCGGUAUUGAGCUCAUCCGCUGGGGCUUCGCCGAGAACCUGAUCAUCAUCAUCACCUCAUCUGUACCCUGCAUCCGGCCGCUCCUAAUUUCCUCGGUGCGAAAGAUCUCUAGCGCGGCGCGAUCCAGAUCGUAUGAAUUGAGUGGUCCGUUUUCAGGACACAAGGGUCCCUCGAGGAACAUCUCCGGCGGCCCCUAUUCCCACCAGCCCGAGCCAGACCUUCCGGACGAGGCCGAUAGCAUAGAGCGGAUCCUGCGUGGUGCGGAGGAGGAGGAGCGCAUGCGUGAGCUGCGCCGGGGCAUUACGAAACAGGUUGAUAUCUCCGUCAUGUCAGCGCAUAGCACGUCCCAGAAUAGUGGGCCAUAG